GCUCCGCACUGGAGAAGAAAGUAGUCAAAAGCAAAGCUGGGGAAGAAGUCAGCCUGCCUUGCUGUCAUGAAAUCCCCAGCUCCGAAAGCCUGCAUAAUUACCGGGUCUACUGGCAGAAGAACACCACGGAGGUAGUGCUUGCCUACGCAGCGGGGACGAUGAUCUCCCAGCACAAGCGGUACGAGAACCGCACGGAGAUGGACAGCAGGAACCUCAGCCUGCGGAUCUCCCCCGUGGAAAUCCUGGACAAUGGCCCUUACCAGUGCGUGGUUCAGUACCUCACAGUUACGCAGAACUUAGUUGUGUGUGAUGAGCUUGUCACCCUCUUCGUUACAGCCGACUUCAGUAAGCCGGACAUAACAGCAGAGGUGUCCGCUAAUUCUUGCGAAUCAACUGAGAUGGUGGUAAGGUGUUCUUCUCACGGAGGCUUCCCCAAACCCACAAUCUCUGGAGCCCUUGACAACAACAUGUCUGUGGACUGGAUCACCAGCUGGGUGUCCGAGUCCAGCCUCAGCCCCUACAACGUCACUGGCAAACUGCGGCUCAACGUGACCAAAGACGUCAACAUCACUUGCUCCAUGGAAUACGACGGCCUUGUCAAGUCCGCCAGCUUGCUUCUGGAAAAAACAGACGACUGCGUUGUCCCUACUGUGCCUCUGUCUUACAAUGUCAUUAUUGCUACAAGCAUCAUCAUUAUCGUCUUCCUCUUGGCUAUCACCCUAGCAGCAAGAUACCUCCCAAGGCAUGUCUGCUCCCACUGUUGCAAGCGGCAGGAUUCCACGGGAGAGGGUGUGAAAGAAUGUACGAAGACAACCGUGAGGUAUAAAGUGACAUCUGAAACAUCGUCUGUAUGA
Eurypyga helias (sunbittern) is the source of this 854-nucleotide messenger RNA. Its product is annotated as T-lymphocyte activation antigen CD80-like. Gene Ontology annotation, cellular component: external side of plasma membrane. Gene Ontology annotation, biological process: T cell costimulation; negative regulation of T cell proliferation; cellular response to lipopolysaccharide. The transcript has 4 exons. The annotation marks the transcript as partial. The record is from RefSeq and is a predicted model, not a curated record. Lineage: Eukaryota; Metazoa; Chordata; Aves; Eurypygiformes; Eurypygidae.